CUAAACUAAUACAACUUGUCUUGGAAAAUAAAGAGAGCAACGUAACCUGCCAUUUCUUCUUUCCUAAACAUUAAUUAAUAAUAUUAGUAAACAGUUUGACCAAAAGACUGGGUAGUGAUUUGCCAUUGCUGUCAAUUGUCAUCAAGUUGGGAAAUUUCCACUAGUUUAGUGUUAUCCUUUAGGCUGCAGACUACAAGUGGAUCAAUUGAAGACAUGCAUAAAUAGCACUACAUUAGUUUCUAAUUUUUAAAGACGCGCAGAGAAGGAGAUCAAGGAAAGUGUAAAGGUAUGGCUGCUGGAGGAUUUGUUGAUGACAAGGAAGGAAGAAGAGCUCAUCUUUAUGAGUAUAGGAUUACUGGCUAUUUUAUUUUUGCUUGUCUGGUUGCAGCAAUGGGAGGAUCUCUUUUUGGGUACGAUCUUGGUGUUUCUGGUGGGGUGACUUCCAUGGAUGAUUUCUUGAAAGAGUUCUUCCCCAAAGUGUACAGAAGGAAGCAUGCACAUCUCAAAGAAACUGAUUACUGUAAAUAUGACAAUCAGAUACUCACACUUUUUACUUCCUCUUUGUACUUUGCUGCACUUGUUUCUACAUUUGGUGCUUCUCAUGUCACCCGGAACAAAGGCCGUCGAGCCAGUAUACUUUGUGGAGCAGUCAGUUUUUUUCUUGGUGCAAUUCUUAAUGCUUUUGCAAAGAACAUUGCAAUGCUUAUAAUUGGUCGAUGUCUUCUUGGAGUUGGCAUCGGAUUUGGUAACCAGGCAGUCCCUCUGUAUCUCUCAGAAAUGGCACCUGCAAAAGUCCGAGGAGCAGUUAACCAACUCUUUCAACUCACAACUUGCUUGGGGAUAUUGAUCGCCAACUUUAUCAAUUAUGCAACUGAUAAAAUCCAUCCAUGGGGAUGGAGAUUAUCGCUUGGCUUAGCCACAGUUCCUGCUACAAUAAUGUUUAUUGGUGGGCUUUUUCUUCCUGAGACCCCAAACAGUCUCGUAGAACAGGGUAGAUUACAGGAAGCAAGAGAAGUCUUAGAGAAAGUUAGAGGUACCACAAAAGUUGAUGCAGAGUUUUCUGAUCUUAAAGAUGCAAGUGAUGCAGCGACAGCUAUAAAAGAUCCAUUCCGGAAUCUUCUCAAGAGGAAGAACCGUCCCCAAUUGGUAAUAGCAGCUUUGGGGAUACCAGCAUUCCAACAGCUCACUGGCAUGAACUCCAUUCUUUUCUACGCCCCUGUCAUAUUUCAGAGCUUAGGCUUUGGCUCAGGAGCAUCAUUGUAUUCAUCUGCUAUCACCAGUGGUGCACUUGUUCUAGCUACAUUCAUUUCAAUGUCUUUUGUUGACAAGUUUGGAAGAAGAGCUUUCUUUCUGGAAGCUGGAGUUGAAAUGAUAUGUGUCUUGGUAGCAGUUGCUGUUACUCUAGCCUUGAAGUUUGGAGAAGGUGAAGAGCUCCCAAAAGGAAUUGGCAUCUUCCUGGUAGUCGUAAUCUGCAUAUUUGUCCUCGCUUAUGGAAGGUCUUGGGGUCCCUUAGGUUGGCUGGUACCAAGUGAAUUGUUUCCCCUGGAAACAAGAUCUGCAGGACAGAGCAUGGUAGUCUCUGUCAAUAUGAUCUUCACAGCCCUCAUUGCACAAUGCUUCCUUGCGUCUCUCUGCCACCUCAAAUAUGGAAUUUUUCUUCUCUUCGCGGGCUUGAUAUUCAUCAUGAGCUGCUUCAUCUUCUUCCUCUUGCCCGAGACGAAGCAGGUUCCGAUAGAGGAAAUAUAUCUUCUUUGGCAAAAUCAUUGGUUCUGGGAAAGAUACUGCACCCGAGAAGAGAAUGAACAUGAAUUGGACGGGAAGUCCCUACCACCAAUCUAAGUGAACUCGGAUUCCAGAGAACGGAGAUAGGAUUUCUGAUUGAUUUGUUCCAUGAGUGAGUGAAGUGGACACUCUUCAAAGAAAAUGCCUUUAGAAUGAAGACUAUAUGAAGAUCUCUUCAUAUUCUUUUCAACACUCUCCAAAUAUCAUGUUUAAAGUCUUAAACACCAAAAUUAUCUUAUCACCAUGUAAUUAAGCUUAUGCAUGGAUUUACAAGUUAUCAAAUGGCAGAAAUAUUUAACGAGAA
Messenger RNA from Capsicum annuum, 2086 nucleotides. RefSeq names its product sugar transport protein 14. The coding region runs from base 289 to 1839 and encodes 516 amino acids. Gene Ontology annotation, biological process: monosaccharide transmembrane transport. Gene Ontology annotation, molecular function: monosaccharide transmembrane transporter activity. The transcript has 4 exons. The record is from RefSeq and is a predicted model, not a curated record. NCBI's taxonomy places the organism in Eukaryota, Viridiplantae, Streptophyta, Magnoliopsida, Solanales, Solanaceae. Gene Ontology annotation, cellular component: membrane.